AGAAAAACUCUGAUUAAACUCAUCUUCCCUUCUUCUCUCACAACCGAACGUGUUGUCCAAGACCAUGGUUACCUCUUCAUUGUAAUCAAUACUGUGAUGUGGUGUUGCAAGAGGAAGAGGCCACGAAGCCUUGUCACACCAGCUCACCUCUUCCCACCUUCUGUAGAUAUAUAUAGAUGAGCCAAGUCCCUCAAUUUUCCUGGAAACCACACGAAGAGAAGAAAGGAAGCAAGAGUGGCGGCCAAGAAGAAGGAAGAGGAAGACCCAGCAGAAAUCAUCAUCAUCUGCGUGCGUCACCACCAAGAAGAAGGAGAAGGGUCAUCAAGAGAGCUGCUACCCGAAGCCAAAGAAGGAACCCUACCGCUUUCCUUUCCUGGUUUUCUUAGUGUUCCUCUUGUUGGGGUUUUCUGAUUUAAUAUAGCAAAGGACAGGCUUUGGUUUGUGAAAUUCUCGAAGAGAGACGGGUCCGGCAGAGGAGCCCUGUGAGUUUCGUUCUAACCGCUGAGCUAUGAGGAUCCGGCGCGCGGUGGAGUCUUCAUAUGGAGCAUGUUUUGGACCUCUUUCUUGCACAAUGUUCGGAGAUCACUCCAGAGUUAGUCGCAGUGGAUCUUUCGCUCCUGUUUGAUGAUCUUAGUAUCACUUUCCCCUCACUUUUGUAGUACUUUUAGAGGGGUAGAACAUCUUAGUAGUUCGGUUCCAGCUUAGGAAACCCGUGUGAGGGUUGGGACUGAUUUCUUCUUUUGUAUCUGUACAUAUAACUUGGUGUGAUACUCGGCUUUGAUGGAUGACACGUAUCCUUGAACUUAACUCGUGUAUAUUAUAUAUAUGUUUAUAUAUGUUAUUUUCUGUUGCCUUGUGUUUUCUUACACGACAACUCUGAAGAAACUAACCUUGUGAGCAACUAAACGCUAUUCCACAAGUAGUAAUCUGUUCACGAUUAAACCGAUAAAGGCUUUUAUUGAUAUUAAUUUAUAAAAAUCUGAGUCUAGAGCUAAGUAGGCCGCACGACGAGUAACACCUAGACAUUUGGCAUUGGUCAUGACGUGUCGAAAGUUGGGGUGUUACAGUUGGUAUCAGAGCAGUUCGUCCUUUGAGCCUUGGGAUGGACUGUCUAUACUUUCUUGCAUACUCUGAAUCUUUUUAUACCAUGCAGUUAGGAUAUUUUGGUAAUAUAUUCUGCAUGAAGGUCUGUGAACAUCCAUUGUAGUAAUAUUAAUACUUGAUUUUGAUAUAUUAAGACUGAUCACCUUAAUAUUGAUUAUUGGGUAUUGAUAGGACUCAAAUGGCUGCGAAUAGGCGAGGACGCCCUCGACUGGGAGGAACGAGUGAGGGAAAUUUCCCUGAUGCAGCGGCUAUUCUCGAAUCUGUAAACGCUAUGGCCGCUGCUGUAUGUGAAUCAGUAGCUGCUACUAACCGAGUAGCUGAACGUCUUGAUCGUCAGAAUGGAAUUGAAAAUAACCAUGGGCCUAGACAAGAAAAUGAAAAUGGUGAAGAAGGUGAAGCUGGACUACGUAACCGGCCCAUGACUCUAGCCACUUUCUUGAAGAUAAAUCCGCCUCAAUUCCAUGGGAACACUAGUGCUACACGAGCUGAUGACUGGUUUAAAGAAAUAGGACGAGCAAUGCGAGCCCAACAAGUCCCUGAAAGACAGCGAGUGGAAUUUGCUGCUUAUAUGUUGAGGAAUGACGCGCAACAUUGGUGGCAGGGAAUACUCCAACUACUAGGAAGAGAAGCUAUUGACAUCUCCUGGGAGGAAUUUUCAGUUGAAUUUUAUAAGAAGUAUUUUCCUGAGUGUUCUCGCACCGCUAAGGAAUUGGAGUUGCUUCAAUUAAAACAAGGAAACAUGACAGUCAGUGAGUACACUCGCAAGUUUGAAGAGUUAUGCCGGUUCUCGAACAUUUGUCAAGGAGCACCAGCUGCAUUCGAGAAAUGGAAGUGCAUCAAGUUCGAAGGAGGACUUAGAGAAGAACAGUUAGCUCAUGUGGGCCCGAUGGAAAUACAGAAUUUUGCAGAAUUAGUUAACAAGAGCCAACUGACGGAGGAAUGUGUAAAGAAGCUGGUGGCAGCACAAACUAAGCACAAAAACCUUCCAACAAGGGAUUUCAAUCGUAACCUCGCUCCUCAAGGAAGAAACUUCAAAGUAACUCGGCAGCCAGACUUAGGCAAACAAUUGCAAUCGACCCAACCAAGACUGAUAUGCACUGUGUGUGGAAGGAAUCAUGGGGGAAAACCCUGCUUGCUGAAGUCUGGGGUUUGCUAUAAUUGCGGAAAGCCCGGACAUAUAGCCAAAGAAUGCAUUCGACGAAAGCCUGAAUUUGGUUCCCUUGGACAGCAACAGCUAGGAAGGGUGUUUGUCUUGGAUGCGAGAAAUACUACCAAAAUCGAUCCCCACACUCGAGGUAACGAAAUUUUGAGGACAAAAUUUUUUUUAGGAGGGUAGAAUGUAACCACCCUACCCCAUAAGGCCUGUGAUUUUUUUUUAUUAUUCUUUACAGCGUUCGCUGACACGCAUAGGUUUAUAUAUAAGUAGCAUAGAUAACGAAUUAGAAUUAGAACACGUAGCGCAAAACUUUUCUUUUAGUGCUUCCAAGCGACGAACCUUUUUCCGAUUCAAUUAUUCUAUGGAAUAAGUAUUCCCUUGAACCAUAUUAGUUAGAUAAUUCAAAUUUUUGAACCGGUUUGAUUUUUCUUCUCUCGGUUCAACCAAACCAUGCUUUUCUUAAAUAACCCAGAUCUAGAAAAACUCUGAUUAAACUCAUCUUCCCUUCUUCUCUCACAACCGAACGUGUUGUCCAAGACCAUGGUUACCUCUUCAUUGUAAUCAAUACUGUGAUGUGGUGUUGCAAGAGGAAGAGGCCACGAAGCCUUGUCACACCAGCUCACCUCUUCCCACCUUCUGUAGAUAUAUAUAGAUGAGCCAAGUCCCUCAAUUUUCCUGGAAACCACACGAAGAGAAGAAAGGAAGCAAGAGUGGCGGCCAAGAAGAAGGAAGAGGAAGACCCAGCAGAAAUCAUCAUCAUCUGCGUGCGUCACCACCAAGAAGAAGGAGAAGGGUCAUCAAGAGAGCUGCUACCCGAAGCCAAAGAAGGAACCCUACCGCUUUCCUUUCCUGGUUUUCUUAGUGUUCCUCUUGUUGGACGGGUCCGGCAGAGGAGCCCUGUGAGUUUCGUUCUAACCGCUGAGCUAUGAGGAUCCGGCGCGCGGCGGAGUCUUCAUAUGGAGCAUGUUUUGGACCUCUUUCUUGCACAAUGUUCGGAGAUCACUCCAGAGUUAGUCGCAGUGGAUCUUUCGCUCCUGUUUGAUGAUCUUAGUAUCACUUUCCCCUCACUUUUGUAGUAUUUUUAGAGGGGUAGGACGUCUUAGUAGUUCGGUUCCAGCUUAGGAAACCCGUGUGAGGGUUGGGACUGAUUUCUUCUUUUGUAUCUGUACAUAUAACUUGGUGUGAUACUCGGCUUUGAUGGAUGACACGUAUCCUUGAACUUAACUCGUGUAUAUUAUAUAUAUGUUUAUAUAUGUUAUUUUCUG
Messenger RNA from Arachis ipaensis, 3525 nucleotides. The record is from RefSeq and is a predicted model, not a curated record. NCBI's taxonomy places the organism in Eukaryota, Viridiplantae, Streptophyta, Magnoliopsida, Fabales, Fabaceae.